Messenger RNA from Symbiodinium sp. CCMP2456, 975 nucleotides. The record is from the annotation of a GenBank genome assembly. Lineage: Eukaryota; Dinophyceae; Suessiales; Symbiodiniaceae.
AUGGCGGAGGCUGCGAGCCUCAUUGAAAAGUAUAGAGUUGAUGGAGGCGUCGACCUGUCCAAGGCCGCGGAGAUCCACAACAACAUUUUGAGCUUCAAGCCCGAGUGGGAGAGCUACGAGGCCACGAAGAGUUCAGCGCACAUACUCAAGCUCAUUGAAGCAGAUGCGCCAGCCAUCAAGAAUAAAUCCAUGAUUCAAGGCCAUAUACAAGUUCUCCAAGCAUGCAUGGCGCUGAUGGGUUCUCGAGAAGACAAGCCAAUUCAGUGGCUCUUGACCCUGUUCUACGAUAUGCUGAGAGAAGACAGCAGCGGAUACGCCAUCUUCGAGGAUGCAACAAAGCAACGGAUCGAGAUCUACAAGCCUCUUCUGUCGCUGCUCCAGCGGCCGGGCCUGGAGAACUACACUUCCGACAAGGUGGCAUGGCUGCUCUCAGCCGUGAUGAGUCACGUGCCGCAUGUUGCGACAGAGGCGAGCGUCAAGGAGUUUCUGGGCGAGAUCCUUGACUCCUCGAAGACGAAUUGCUCAGAACUGGGUCAGCUGGAGGCAAUCACAAACUUGCUCAAGGGAGACGUCUACAGAAAGCUUGUUUGGUCCUCUGCAGGAAUUCCGGACCGCAUCUUCAGGAUACAGCCCAAAUCUUCACCCUCGCCACAUCUCUACAAGUGCAUCUUCGCAAUCUGGGCGUUGUCUUUCGAUCCGCAGAUUACCAGCGAGAUGAAGGAGAUGUACGUGAUCAAAAAGUUGAAGGAGACCCUCAUGUACAGCCGGGUGGAGAAGGUUGUCCGAUUGUGCUUGACUGUACUGAAAAACUUCCUCAGUCACAAGAGCAUGUGCGAGGACAUUGUCGAGGAAGGCAUUCUAGAGGCCGUGCAGCAGCUAGAGUUCGAGAAAUGGCGAGAUGCCGAACUCUACGACGACAUUAAGGCGAAAUGGCAAGACAAGAUUGAAUCCAAGAGAAGCAGAUUAAAAUCGUGA